CCGCGCACCUGGUGGGUCUGAUCCAGGGGUAGGAUGUGUUACUUUAGAGUUUCUAUCAAAGAAGAAACGGCGGCAUCUAAAAAACGACAAACAUUUAUUUUCUUUCUGAGCUGCAGUGUUUUCAGCAGCUGAUCACUUGUCCAGUUGCAGCCUUUUUUUGAAGCGAGUCGGGGCCGUUUGUGGAGGGGAACCCGCGUCUGACAGGCACACCGCAGCGCCAUGACGCAACUCACACUCUGCUGCUGCAACACCAUAAAAUAUGAAUCACCAGAGUGCCGACGGUGGGAUCCUUGGAUGUAAAUAACAUUUAAAUGGUGAGGAGGGGGUGUGGCGCUCAGCAGCUCCCAUUCACCAAAAUCAAUACGCGUCCGGACAACUCGCGCAUUUGGGGCGUAAAAAGCCGCGCCGGGGGAUCAGAUCUGAUCACUGUCUGCUCUCCGGCUCUCACUGGGUGCACAGGCCAGACAGCCAGACAGCCAGCCCGCCCCUCGGCAGCCCGCCGUGCCUCCGUCCCUCCGCAGGCUCCGGGCUGCGAAUAAAAGGCGCUCCGCGCAGGGAUCCUCAUCGCAUCACGCAGAUUCAGAGUCUGGAUGCGGAGCGAAGCAGUGGCCUGCGCAUGAAGAUGCGAUAGCUAUGGGACAUCAGGUCAUUUAGAGGGAGUUUCUGCCCAGUGUCCUCAUGUGAACUGGUUCCUCAAAGAACUGCGAGGUGGCUUCUGAUACAGGCAUGUUAGCACCAUGAUCCAUGGCUGUGGUGUUCGGAGUGUCAGUGCAGACUGUGUCGCAAGAGGAGAUUGAAUGCCUCUAAAAUCUCAAGGCUGUGAGCCCUGUGCAGGGUGGUGAUGAGCAGUCAGGGCGGCAGCAGCAGGGGAAGUGGGCAGCAUGCUGACACUCCUCCCCCUCGUCAGGCCCCCGGACCCAAGCUGCAGGUGCAGCGCUCCCUCUCUCGUGACACCAUCACUAUCCACUUCUCUGCUCUGGGGAAGGAGGAAGACGAUGAGGAAGAGGAGCUCUAUGGGGUACCUGUUGGAUCCGCUGGAGCUCAAUCUGAACUUGAUGGUGGAGGAGGACUUCAAGGUCUAGAAGCUUCAGGCGCUGAUGACCAGUCUGUGGCCACAGGCUUGGAAGCAAAAGAGGAGCUGCUGUUUGAAUCUGCUGGUGUGGAGACCUCCUCUGGGGCUGCUGUACUCCCUGUUUCCUCCACAACCCUAUCUGUUGAGCAGUCAUACCCUCACCCACAUACACCCUCCCCAGCCAUGACUAUUAUCCCCACCUCCACCCAAUCCCAUCUAAGCUUCAGCCCUCCUGCUAGCUCCUCCUGGCCUUCUGACCGACCCUUAGGCAAUCCCCCACCCACUAGCUCCAGCACCUCCUCUCCUUGCAAGUCUGCAGCGUUGCCCUCCUCCAAACCUUUCCUCAGCCUGGUCAGGUCCUUGUCCAAUGACAUUGAGUCUCGAGAGACGACUCCUGCACCCACCAAUGUUGCACCGUCACACGCACGUCACCGCCACUUAAUGAAAUCUUUUGUUAAGUCUCUUUCCACGGACACUUCAAAGACCGAUCAUCAGGAAAGUCCUCUUCAUCACUAUCUUCAUCACCCUCCUCAUCAGCAACAGCAAGUACAGCCAUCUCAGAGGCCUCCACCUCGCAACAUGCAGCUCUUCAAACAGUUCUCCCAGCCUCGCUUAUCCUCCUGUCCAGUUAUUGUCACUCACACAGGUGGAGACUCCAAGACAGCUCCCUCUUCCCCAAUCAUGUCCCCAGAUGGUAGGUCUUUCUUCAAGGUCCAAGAGGUGGAGGCCAGGAUAGAAGAUACCAAGAGGCGGCUGUCAGAGGUGAUGUCAGACCCCCUGCAGCUUUUCAGUAAGAUCAUGGGGGACGAGUCUGGUGUGGGAGCUGUUGGAAGUUCCACUCAUCGUGCCAAGUCUCUGUCCUCUAGCGCUUCAGAGCUCAGUGGAGUGACAGCAGUAAACGGACAUGCUGAAGGUAACAACAACUACAGCAUCAAGGAGGAGGAAGGGGCAGAAGGGGAAGAAGAGGAAGAAACCCCUACAGGCAAGGGUCCUGACUCUGUUUAUUUCUCCUUCCCAUCACUGGCACCAGCCCCAGGCCUCGCCCAGGCCUCCACAUCUGUUUUCCCCAAGUCUCCCUCUCUCACUCUGGGCCGCUGCUCUAUGUCGGCCUUGGUAGCUCGACAGGAAGACGAGGAAUUCUGUGAACUGUACAGUGAAGACUUUGAGUUAUGUACCGAUACAGAAACACCAGAUGGGGAUCGUCCCGGGUCCCAGCAGCCCCAUACUGGUAGCACUGGAUUGUGCAGUGAACUUGACACAGAGGAGGAGGAGAAAAUGGAGGAGGAGUUGGAGACUGUGCCUGUGACUGGCCUAAUCUUCCUGACACAGUUGGUGUACUGGUAUUUAGUCCUUCCACUGCCACCGUAUGUAUGUGCAGUGGUGCAGGGGAUAGUUGCUGGGUUCAUGUUGGCCUUGCUGGUCCUUUGGCUGUCCUCUCCUCAACGCUCCUCAUCAGGGAUGAGAAGAGGGAGGCGAAGGAUAGAGCACUGGAAUGUGGCUCAGCUGGAUAUCAAAGAACCAGGAAUCUUCAAGGGCUGGAUGAAUGAGAUCCACAGCUAUGACCCGGAGAUGUACCACGCCACCCUUACCCACUCCGUUUAUGUCCGUCUAGAGGGCUCCGUCCUGCGUCUGUCCAAGCCCAAUCGCAACAUCUCCCGCCGUGCCACCCACAACGAGCCUAAACCUGACGUCAUCUACAUCAGCCAGAAGAUCUACGACCUGACUGACAGCAAGAUCCAACUGGUUCCCCAAAGCUUGGCUAGGAAGAGAGUUUGGAACAAGAAGUACCCCAUUUGCAUUGAGCUGGCCAAGCAGGAGGACUUCAUGUCCAGGGCCCAGGGAGAGAAGCCUGAAGGUGGGGAGGACAAGUUAUCAGGUCUCGGUGAGAAGCUGGAACGAACGGACAAAUGCGAGAAAGUUGAAGUAUCGGGAUCAGCAGAGGAACCCAGAAGACCAACCUCUGGAGGAGGGGACCUGACAAUCUACCUGUUCGGGAGGACAGGUCGGGAAAAGGAAGAGUGGUUCCGGAGAUUUCUCCUGGCGUCACGAAUGAAGUCAGAUGGGAGAGGUGGCGGUCUGCCUGGCAUCUGCAAGAGUGCCUUCUUGCCCUCUCACAGCCGCAGUAGCAGCACCCAGUCCGUUGGAGGCCUGGAGGCUGAAAGCAGGAGCAGCAGCCGGGGAAGCCUGGAGGAGCUGUCUCAGUCUCGCCAUAGAGAGACCUCCUCUGCCCCCUCCUGUGGCUCGACUGGAGGGAUGAAGCAGAAGAUGCUGUUGGACUAUAAUGUCUACAUGGCCAAAUUUGUCAACCCCCAGCCACCACAGAGAAGCCCGACCGCCACCGACAGCCCUGGGCACAGCCCCGAGAGCAGCCCCAAAACUACCAAAAAGAUACGCAGCAGUUCAGAGGAGGCUGUGGAACCUGAGGCCUGGGUCAACGCUUUUCUGGGAAGGAUAUUCUGGGACUUCCUGGGAGAGAAGUAUUGGGCCAAUGUAGUGUCCAAAAAGAUCCAAAUGAAGCUCAGUAAGAUCAGGCUGCCAUAUGUAAUGAAUGAGCUGACUUUGACAGAGCUAGACAUGGGCUUUUCCAUUCCCAAGAUCCUCCAUGCCUCCGCACCCUCUGUGGACCAUCAAGGUCUGUGGUUUGAUCUGGAGGUCUCCUACACGGGCUCCUUCCUCAUGACACUAGAGACCAAGAUGAACCUGGCCCGUCUGGGCAAGGAGGGUGAGGGGCUCGGGGAGCAUGGAAAAGAGUGGCCCAGGCCACGCACAUACUGCCUGGCAGACAGCGAUGAAGAAUCGUCUAGUGCUGGCUCAUCAGAUGAGGAGGACCCCCCAGAACUCCUCAGUGACAAAGCCAUUCCACCUGGAGCCGAGGGCUAUGUGGGAGGCCACAGGCCCAGCAAGAUCAUGCGCUUUGUGGACAAGAUAGCCAAGUCGAAGUACUUCCAGAAAGCCACAGAGACGGAAUUCAUUAAGAAGAAGAUGGAGGAGGUGUCAAACACGCCCCUGCUGCUCACCGUGGAGGUGCAAGAGUGCCGCGGGACGCUGGCUGUCAACAUCCCUCCUCCCCCCACAGACAGGAUAUGGUAUGGUUUCCGGAGUCCGCCUCACCUGGAGCUAAAAGCACGGCCUAAGCUGGGUGAGAGGGAGGUCACUUUAGUUCAUGUGACAGACUGGAUUGAGAAGAAACUGGACCAGGAGUUCCAGAAAAUAUUUGUGAUGCCAAACAUGGAUGAUGUAUGGCUACCCAUAAUGCACUCUGCCAUGGACACACGUUCAAAUGCCAACUUGGUUACUGUGACAAAUGAUGCCUUGAAGGACCCAGAGCCUGAGGAGUCUGAGGUCUUGGACAUGUGAAGACUGCAGUUCAAAGCCUAUAACGAUGGACAUUUUAUCACCAUGGCAAUACGACAAGGCCCCGCCCCGCCUCAGACACCCAUGGGUGCAGCAGUGGGCCAGGCCAACACUCCAAUAUUUUUACCCAUGCCCCAGUCCCAUUGUUGCGCCGCUCAUGAAGAGCACUCCCAAAACUGGAAGCACUGGGUGAGCUUGUGAUCAUCCGUGGCAACUAAAAACAGGAAAAACGGAAGAGUUGUGACUCAUAGAUUGUCAUCCAAUCACAGUUUCAUUUGUGUGACGUCAAACAUUUAAACAGUGUAAUUCUCUGAUGAAACACAAGAAAUGGUGCACGUCAAGACUGUUUCACAUAUGUGCGAACGUGGAUUGACAAAUAGCCAUCCGAUUCAACCAGAAGAACCAUAAUACCUGUGAUGUACAGCCGCAGCAAACACGAUAGAUGUACAGUGUGAACUUUUUUUGUGCGACCUUUCUAAUCCAGCGGUUUAUUGUUUGCUAUAACUCUGAGAGAACUUUGAAGAGUGUUUGUCCAAGUGAGCAAACGUAUGAGGGAAAAAUCUUAAAAAUUUGGAGAUGAUUUUGCUGAAAGCCCCUGCGUCCAUUAAUACACAGGGAUACUGAGACUCAUUUACCACCCAUCCACACUUCAGCCUGUGCCAAUCGCGUGGCACUUAUAUGCAAACAGAUCAAUGGCACUGUGUCCAUCGAAGAUGCUGGGACAGUUUAAAUCCUCCCUGGACACUGUCAUAACACAGCCCAUGUGCUUUUAACCGUGUUUAUAGGGAUUAGAGCUACAACUGACUUCAUGGGGGGGGGGGGUGAAUUAAAACAUAUCUGCAAACACAGCAGCUGAACAUUGCCUAGGUCUGAUGAAUGUAUAAAUAGGAAUGCAGCUCCCUAACUGUGCAAGGAACAGCUCAUUCACUGACAACGUGCUUCUACGCAACAUGCUCCAACACUUCUUUUCAUGUUAUACUCAAGAGUUGAGCAAAAGUAAUAAUUUUCUGUUUUUAUUGCCAAAGCAAUCUCUCAGUCCUCUAUGAAGGCUACUGUAUGAUGUGAACAAAUAAGCAAUCGGUUAAUUAUCUUGUGUUCCGAUUUGAGGCCACUGCAGCGAUGCACAGCAGAAGUUUGGAUAAUUGUAGCUGGACAUUCAUUAGACAGAGGUAUAAUCUGCAGAG
Messenger RNA from Chelmon rostratus (copperband butterflyfish), 5610 nucleotides. It is a transcript of the gene tex2, whose product is annotated as testis expressed 2. The record is from RefSeq and is a predicted model, not a curated record. NCBI's taxonomy places the organism in Eukaryota, Metazoa, Chordata, Actinopteri, Chaetodontiformes, Chaetodontidae. The transcript is spliced from 14 exons. The coding region runs from base 842 to 4429 and encodes 1195 amino acids. Gene Ontology annotation, cellular component: endoplasmic reticulum. Gene Ontology annotation, molecular function: lipid binding.